Silurus meridionalis is the source of this 1753-nucleotide messenger RNA. RefSeq names its product potassium channel, subfamily K, member 5b (gene kcnk5b). Gene Ontology annotation, biological process: potassium ion transmembrane transport; stabilization of membrane potential. Lineage: Eukaryota; Metazoa; Chordata; Actinopteri; Siluriformes; Siluridae. The record is from RefSeq and is a predicted model, not a curated record. The transcript has 5 exons. Gene Ontology annotation, cellular component: membrane. Gene Ontology annotation, molecular function: potassium ion leak channel activity. The coding region runs from base 123 to 1481 and encodes 452 amino acids.
GUGUGUUUAUGUGUGUGCGCGCGCGUGUUUGUAAGUGUGCGCGCGCGUGUUUGUGUGUAUGCGCGCGCGCUCUCCGGCCCGGGUUCCGCAUGGAUCUGCUGUGAGAGGUCCGGUUCCGGAAGAUGGCGGAUAAAGGCUCGCUUCUGACCUCAGUUAUCAUCUUCUACCUGUCCAUCGGAGCCGCAGUGUUCCAUCUGCUGGAGGAACCGAACUGGAGAACCGCCGUCCACAAGUACCAACAGGAAAAAGAGCGGAUUCUUCAAACACACCCGUGUCUCACCAAAGACGACUUAGAUACCAUCAUCGAGACUGUGGCCACAGCAGCAGGUCAGGGUGUCUCCAUCACUGGAGAGAAACAAUACAACCCCUGGAUAUGGCCGAACGCCAUUAUCUUUGCUGCCACCAUCAUUACCACAAUAGGUUACGGUCAGGUUGCUCCGAAGACAGUGGGUGGACGUGUCUUCUGCAUUGUGUUUGGUCUAUGUGGAAUUCCACUGUGUCUCACAUGGAUCAGUGAACUAGGAACGUUCUUUGGCAGCAGAGCAAAACGCCUGAGUCAAACCUUACUGCACCGACACUUGAGUGUGAAAAAGGUCCAGUUUAUCUGCACUACGUUGUUCCUGUUGUGGGGUUUGCUGUUCCACCUGCUCAUACCUCCUUUUAUCUUCAUGUGUGUGGAGGAGUGGACGUAUCUGGAGGGGCUUUACUUCUGUUUCAUCACACUCACCACCGUGGGCUUUGGCGAUUACGUAACAGGUGUGAACACGAGGCGGAACUACAAGGCUCCAUACCGGUUCUGUGUGGAGUUGUGGAUCUACAUGGGCUUGGCAUGGCUUUCUCUGUUCUUCAGCUGGAAUGUUAACAUGGUUGUGGAGGCCCAUAAAGUCUUGAAGAAGCGCAGACAGAUGCGUCACAAGCUUUCUCCUGCACAGCUGGAGCAGAUGCACAAUGCAGCUCUGCCUCAUGCACCCAGCAUCGUGGAUAUCUUCAAGUUCAUGUCAGAGAAAGGUGAAGACUAUAGCGACGUGAUCCGGGCCAUUGGUACAGCCGAGAAGAAGAAGAAGCAGCAGGAGGAGGAGCUCACACGCUCCAAGAGCUGCAGCGACCUCCUCAAACAGGUGCUGGUGCCUCUGGACCAGUCGCCAAGACAGAAACGUAGAUUCAGCAUUGGAGACAAUGUCUACAUGGUCAUCUCCAGAGCCAGAGGUUCCACUGGAGAUCUGGAUGAGUGCAGAUCCCUUCAGGAGGAGCCAAGCCAAGAUCCAGAGCUGGGCAAGGAAAAGCAGGUGGAAAAGGAAGUUCUGAAGAGAGCAGGAAGUUUAGUGUGGGACUCGAGAAAAAGUGGCCAGCAACCUGUUCAGAUACCCAGCUUCAGGUUUAGCUUUGACAACAGUGACUCAGGAACCAAGGAAGAAACCUCAAGGUUCUCCGUGACCAGAGUAAACGAGGAUUUAUUAGAGAGAGGAGAAGGACCAGGGUGAGGAACUGAGACCUCCUUCAACAUCCUUCACCACGAUACAGCACACAGUUAGGCUCACCUGACAAGAACCUGGUGAUUAGCUGGAGCCUUGGAGACCUACAAUGUUAUAAGUUGGGUAAUGAAUGACUGGUUUCUGUAAAAAAAAUUUAUUGUGUGUGUGUGUGUGUGUGUGUGUGUGUGUGUGACUUGUUUCAGAUAAGACUUGUUUCAAAUAAGAAAACUGUAAAUAAAUGUCAUUUUCUACCUUUUUGAAAAUAAAGCCUGAGAAGUAAA